Molecule: messenger RNA, 3216 nt
Organism: Papaver somniferum (opium poppy)
Lineage: Eukaryota; Viridiplantae; Streptophyta; Magnoliopsida; Ranunculales; Papaveraceae
Product: probable LRR receptor-like serine/threonine-protein kinase At5g48740
Exons: 16
Coding region: 338-3064 (908 amino acids)
Biological process (GO): protein phosphorylation
Molecular function (GO): ATP binding; protein kinase activity; protein binding
Source: RefSeq, a predicted model, not a curated record
AAGUAGAACAAAGACUGGGUCUUCAAUAGUUAUGGAUUAUCAACAAGUGGAAGAAGAAGAUGAAUUGAAUGACAAUUUCAAUUCCUAUUACUAUCAUCAUCACCCUAAGAGAAAAAGAAGAAGAAACAGUAGUAAAACCUAAAUCAUCAUUUCCUUUUUACUUUCAUCAUAUCACACUACUUUACUUUUCAAUUUCUUCACUUGUAAUUGAAGCAAGUGUGAUUUAUAAUGACCAGGAGCUUACUGAUUAUAAUAAUUUGAUGUCAGUACUUAGUGUCUUAGUCAGUACAGACACUUCUUACAAGAUCUCUAGUGUUUUUUACUCAAUUGGGGUUUAAUGAAUUCCAUGGGUCACUUCUGGGCUUCUUCCUGGUUUACUUUCCUUCUGAUUCUUCAUAGAUUUUCUGGAUUCUCUGUUGCUGCUGAUCAGGAUGGUUUUUUGAGUUUGUAUUGUGGCCGAACAUCGGGUUUCACUGAUUCUUCAAACAUCACAUGGGUUCCAGACAAUGCAUAUGUGACUACAACCAACACAACUAAUUUGAAUUUCAUGGAUGCUACUUCAUCAUCAUGGAUUCCAUUACGGUUCUUUCCGAACUCUAAUGACGUUCGUGCGUGUUAUAAAUUGCCGAUGCAAAAUAUGUCUGGCCAAGCUCUUGUUAGACCUCAAUUCUACUACAAGAAUUAUGAUGGAUUACAGAAGCCUCCAGUGUUCUGGGUGUCUAUUGGGAGGGCUAACGUUGCAACUGUAAACUUGAGUAGUUCAGAUCCAUGGAUUGAGGAGUUUAUAUGGCCUGUUACGAAAGAUACAGUCUCGUUUUGCUUGCACGCUCUGCCUGGUGGUGGUUUUCCUGUCAUUUCUAGGCUUGAAAUUCGUCCACUUCCUCAAGGAGCAUACAAAAGUGGCAUGACUGAUCCUCUGACUAAGUCACUAAGGAAGAGGUACAGGGUAAAUUGUGGUCAAAACAAUGGAUCAAUAAGGUAUCCUUUUGAUUCUUACGACCGUGUAUGGGAUGUCGAUCAAAACUUUUCUCCUUCUCAUUUGUCAACUGAGUACAACACUCAACUUCUCAUUAAUACAUCUGGCAUUUUGGAGAACCCACCUGUUGCCGUUCUUCAGACAGCGAGAGUACUUGCAAGGAAGAACGACUUGACUUAUGACUUCUCCCUUGAUACGUUGGGAGACUAUUACAUUGUUCUUUAUUUUGCUGGAAUUUUGCCGGUUUCCUCACUGUUUAAUAUUGUAAUCAAUGGAGAAGUUAUGAGUACUAACUUCACUGUGAAGAAUUCGGAAGCUAGUGUCAUCUUCUUUGUAAAGAGUGGAAUCAAAACCUUGAAUAUCACUUUGCAAAAUGUUAGCUUCUAUCCACAAGUGAGCGCCAUUGAGGUCUAUGAGCUCGUUGACAUCCCUUUGGAGUCUUCUUCAACCACAGUCUCAGCACUGCAAGUUAUUCAGCAGUCCACUGGAUUGGAUUUGGGAUGGGAGGAUGAUCCAUGCUCUCCAACGCCAUGGAAGCAUAUCCAAUGUGAAGGAAAUGUAGUUCGUUCACUGAUGCUUUCUGACAUUAGUUUGAGAACGAUCGGCCCUAUGUUUGGUGACUUGCUAGAUCUUACAACACUGGAUUUGCACAAUACAUCACUUACUGGGGAGAUACAAAACUUGGGCAGCUUGCAGGAACUUGAGAACUUGAACUUAAGUUUUAAUCAGCUCACCUCCUUCGGUUCUGACUUCAGCAGCUUGACUAGCCUACUAACUCUGGACUUAAAGAAUAAUACUCUACAAGGAACAGUUCCAGAUAGCGUGGGAAACUUGAAGUACCUACAGUUAUUAAACUUGGAAAAUAAUAAGCUUAAUGGCGCCCUCCCGCAGUCAGUAAACCGGGCAACAUUGGACCUUAGGACAACUGGGAAUUUGUGUCUUUCCUUCUCCCAUUCAACAUGCAACGGUCUUUUAGAUAAUAAUUCACUGGAGACACCUCUGGUUACAAUUGUCAGCAAUAAGAAGCGGAAGGCCGCCCAUGAUCAGAGAGCUAUUAUAAUUGGUUGUGUUGUGGGAGUCUUAUGUGCCCUCUUCUUCAUAUCACUUAUUGGCUACUUGUUCUGGAGGAAGAAAAAGGAGUCUGGAAUCACUUCGACAUCACUACCAAAACUGGAUAUGCGGAAUUGGAAUGCAGCUAGAGUUUUGUCUUACAAAGAGAUUAAGACAGCUACAAGAAACUUUAAGGAGAUUAUAGGUCGUGGUAGUUUUGGUUCUGUCUACCAUGGAAAACUUUCAGAUGGCAAAUUAGUAGCUGUAAAAGUGAGGCUUGAUCGAAGCCAACUUAGCUUGGAUUCCUUUGUCAAUGAGGUGUAUCUUCUGUCUCAAGUUCGCCAUCAGAACCUUGUGUCCUUGGAAGGAUUUUGUCAUGAAUCAAAACAACAAAUUUUGGUGUAUGAGUAUUUAUCUGGUGGAUCACUAGCUGAUAAUCUUUAUGGUCAAAAUCACAAAAAAGUUGCACUAAGCUGGGUUCGUCGACUGAAAAUUGCUGUUGAUGCUGCAAAAGGUUUGGAUUAUUUACAUAAUGGAAGCGAUCCACGAAUCAUACACCGUGAUAUUAAGUGCAGCAAUAUCCUUUUGGAUUCGGAGAUGAAUGCCAAGGUCUGUGACUUUGGUCUUUCUAAACAAGUGUCAGCGGCAGAUGCAAGUCAUGUGACCACUGUGGUAAAGGGCACUGUUGGUUAUAUCGAUCCCGAAUACUAUUCAACUCAGCAGUUAAAUGAGAAAAGUGAUGUCUACAGCUUUGGUGUUGUGCUCUUGGAGCUCAUUUGUGGGCGAGAACCCUUGACUCAUGCUGGCUCUCCAGAUACCUACAACUUGGUGCUAUGGGCGAAACCUUACUUGCAGGCUGGUGCUUUUGAGAUAGUUGAUGAGAGAAUAAAAGGAAGUUAUGACUUGGAGAGCAUGAGAAAGACCGCCUCUGUUGCUUCAAGGGCCGUAGAGAGAGAUGCAUCACAAAGACCAACAAUGGCUCAAGUUUUAGCAAUACUUAAAGAGGCUUACAGUAUUCAGCUUUCCUACAUAUCAUAGUGACCAAUUUUAGUAGUAUUUUAGUGGUUCCCUUUUGUUCAUGUUUCUAUGGUUACCUUAGAGAAUCUACAGAAAAAUAAUAAGUUGAGAAAUGUAUUGGUUAUAGCAGUAAGCCUGAUAUUGUAGGAAAUGUUGCUCUUUUUUUUUUUGCA